Arvicanthis niloticus (Nile rat) is the source of this 902-nucleotide messenger RNA. It is a transcript of the gene Smco1, whose product is annotated as single-pass membrane protein with coiled-coil domains 1. The record is from RefSeq and is a predicted model, not a curated record. NCBI's taxonomy places the organism in Eukaryota, Metazoa, Chordata, Mammalia, Rodentia, Muridae.
AUGAACCAUGAAACCACAACCCUGAUAUCCCUGAAGGAAGCAAUGAAAAGAGUAGACAACAAGCUCCAAGCUCUAGACACACAGUUCAAAGAACUAGACAUCACCAAGGAUAAUCUGACACUUCGAUUUGAACACCAUAGCAAGACUCUGGCAAGCCAAGCAGUCCAAGAUGAGAUAUGGACAGCAGCUCUGGCCCUCGGGUUUACCUCAAUGGAACUGAAUAUUUUAUACAGCUAUGUCAUCGAGGUCCUUACUUGCUUGCACACUCGAAUGCUUCAGAAGCUUCCAGACCUGGUGAGAAGUCUUCCAACCUUAGCCUCUGUCCUUAGAAGAAAAGCUAAGAACAAGCACGUUAGGAUUGUAUGGGAGUCUGUGCUGGAGGAGUAUGGGCUGCAAGAGAGAGAUGUCACAGCACUCUGCAUCUUCUUCGUUGUACAUGGCAACAAAGGAGAGCACUAUGCUGCAAAUGUAAGACGGAUGUAUAUCAAAGACGUUUCCUUCAUGAUCACCAACAUGGUAAAAAACCAGGCUCUACAGGAUGGUUUGCUUAGAGCUGUUAAGAUCAUUGAAAAGGGGAAAGCAGCAAAGACCCCUGAAAACUCAAGGGCACCCCUAAAAGAGUUGAUGCCCCCAGUUAAAGACUAACCUAUUAGUCUAGCAAUUCCACUUUCAGUCAUUUGUUUUGUAAAAAAAAAAUACAUAAUUUAAUUUUUAUAGGCUUAUUUUAUAGCAAAAGUGGAAGGAAUGUUAAAGAAAUUAUGGCAAACUGAUACAAUGAACAUUGUGUGUGCAGCCAUAUUUAAAAAAUAAGCAAACUCUUUUUAUAAUGAAAUAAUGUUUGGGGUGUAGACCAGAAUACAUUUUUUUGUAUGUAUGAGGCCCUGGGUUCAAUCCCUGAUAUA